Amphiprion ocellaris (clown anemonefish) is the source of this 5131-nucleotide messenger RNA. RefSeq names its product pleckstrin homology-like domain, family B, member 2a (gene phldb2a). The transcript is spliced from 17 exons. The coding region runs from base 234 to 3329 and encodes 1031 amino acids. Gene Ontology annotation, biological process: regulation of microtubule cytoskeleton organization. The record is from RefSeq and is a predicted model, not a curated record. NCBI's taxonomy places the organism in Eukaryota, Metazoa, Chordata, Actinopteri, Pomacentridae. Gene Ontology annotation, cellular component: basal cortex.
AGUUGAGGGUGGGAGGGGAGCAGAGGGUCUCCUGUCUGCUCCUUUGUCAUGGGAAGACUUUACUCUGCUGCUCCAUACAGACCCAGAGGAGGAACCGCAGCUCCAACAGCAGCAGACGCGCAGCAGACAACUUCUAACUAUGUGACUGGGACGGAAAACCAAGGGAAGACAGUGCAGAGGGCCCAGCUGAAUCCUGCAUCCUCAGACCAAAUUAGAGAAAAGAGGCCACUGUGAUGAACAGCAUGCUUCCUCAGCGGAGUGCUGUGGCCACUCUGGGCUACGGUUCAGACUGUGUGAAGAUCGAGCACAGCAACAGCGGCUCGGUUGGUGGGACGUUGCUAAGAGGCUCUCGCUCUAAAGCAGAGCUGCAGGAGCUGAUGGAGACUCUGCAGCGCAGGAAGAGUGCUCUUGAAGCCAGCCUGAGGGCGGCUGAAAGCAGCAGGAAGUACCUCAGCGUGCCUUCACCUGUAGGAUCUCAGUCUACCAGGCCACUGUCUAUCCUCAGCAAUACGGAACGUCCUCCAUCUGCCUCCAGAAACUUCUACAUGACCAGCAGCAGCGUCCCUCCUUCACCUCGUCAGGGUGAUCGCCAGCUGAGCCCCAACGGCUUCCUCCGUCCCUCCCACUCUCGCCACCAGUCACAAGACAGCCUCCUUCUCUCUAAUGCAGCAGAUGGAAGCGCUCACCUCUCCUCCUAUGGAGAGCCUCUACCUCGUUCUCCCAGGGUUAAAAGUGGGGCAGCCAGUAUGCCGUCCAGCCCUCGAAUGGGCCGCAGGCUCUACUCUCAGGGCAAAGCUGGAGGAGACUCCCGUCAGAGGAAGUACUCCACCGGCUCCCUCACCAGUCUGGGGUUGCACAGCCGCUCUCUGCCUCGGCUUCACAACGCAGCAGACCCUCCUGCUCUGUCGUUGCCGUCUCGCCACUCAGUGGGCUCCCACAGAGGAGGGGUCCCAGCAGGGCAGCGACGCAGCCUCUCUUCACUGGAGCAGCCACCAGAUGUGACGGUACCAGCCAGCAUGCCCAGCACGCCCAGGAGAGCCAGCCUGGCCUCUCUGAGCUCUCUGGGUAUAGACAUCGACGGGACGGGUUUAGAUCUGGGCUUCGGAGAGAGGAGAUUGUCCUUUGGGAAGAGUGGGUUAAGUCCAGGACAGAGGGUGGGCAGCAUCAGCUCUCUGAAUGGCAAAGAGGAGCUGAGAGAUUAUCACCAGCACCAGAGGGAUGAGCGACUCAGGGAGCAGAAAGUGCAGAGACUGGAAUGCCAGCGUCUGGAGACCAUCCUAACCCUGUGCACUGAGUUGGGGCAGGUGGCGAGAGAGCCAGCAGGGUCAGCUGUUUCUGACCUGCAGAAGAUCAAUAAGGAGUUGGAGAAGCUGCAGGUGUCGGACGAUGAGUCGGUUUUCUCUGACUCUCCCAGCAGCACGGCUCCAGAGAGCUGCUUCGGGGCCAAAGCCAGAGACUUCCAGCUCCCUGAGGAGCAGCAGGCCGGCCAGCGUCAGCAGAGCAGCUACAGAGAUGUCAGGUCCCACUCGCCUGCUAUCAGCCUGAACAGCAGCGCAGCUUCACCCUCGACACGCCACAGAGCCAAAGCCUUGGAGAGUGUGCAGCUGAAACAAGAAGUAACGCAAAUAGAGGAAGAAAGAAUUCAGGUUCUGAACAACAUCGAGGAGCUGGAGCAAAAGAUCAAAGACCUGGACAACCAGAUGGAGGAGUCUCUCCGAGAGAUGGAGGUGGAGUGUGCCCUGCUGGAGGGAGAGCAGGAGUCUGAGAUGGCUCAGCUGCAGAGAGAAAAGGAGCUUCUGGAUGAACUCAAGGGAAAAAUUCAUAGUAUUGAGAAGGCGAGCAACACAGAGAAGCCACAGGAAGCUGGGGAGGAGUCAAAAAGUUCAGAGGAUUUGGAGUUUCAGAAGUUGGAGAGAAAAAUUGAACAGGACGAGGAAAAAGAGAAUCGGAACCAAGAGCUGCUGCGAGAGAUUGCAGAGUGUCAGCGGCUUAGUGUCACGCGAAAGGAAAGAAUCAUGACCCUGAAGAAACAGUCCUCACAGAUCACUUUACAGGCUCAGCAAGAACGAGAGAACUUCCAGAGAGAGAAAAACAAUUUGCUCCUCAUGCUUCAGAAGGAGCGGGAGAAGCUGGUGUCUUUGGAAGGAAAGUAUGCAGAGUUGUCUGAGGGGCAGAGCUUCACUAACAACCCUGGAGCCGUCAAAGAGCACUUGCACUCUCUGAAGGAAAGGAGAAGAAGCAGCAAAGAAAACUCUUCCCACCCGAGUGACACUCUACCUCAUAAGAGGAACCAGCAGCUCCUCACAUCUUACGGCAGAUCUCUGGGACGCACGCUUCCUCCCAAGGCUCACCUGCCGUUGUCUCAGAGCUCCAGCUGUGGCAGUGUCAUCCCACAAGGCUUCAGCUUCUCCACUCGGGAGGCGAACAGCCGCCGCCUGCCCAAGACAGGCAACAGCCACGCACACAUGAAUGAAGACAGGCAGAGACGAAGUGAUUUCUGCAGCAGGAUGGUGUCUGAGCCCAACGUGUUCCUGGACUCAUUCUCCUUCCCAGACAACAGCCAGACGUCGGACACGGUCAGCGUGGACAGUUCUGACAGUCUGGAGACCAGCUUCUCCGCCUGCUCCCCCGACAACAUCUCCAGUGCCAGUACAUCAAAUAUGGCGAAGAUUGAGGAGAUGGAACGUUUGCUCCGGGAGGCCCAGGCUGAGAAGCAGAGACUCCUCGAGCAUCGGGAGCGGGAGAUGGAGGUGCGCCGACAGGCUCUGGAGGAUGAGAGAAGAAGAAGGGAGGAACUGGAGAAGCGACUGCAGGAGGAGACGAGCAGGAGACAGAAACUUGUAGAGAGAGAAGUGAAACUCAGGGAGAAACAGAGAUCACAGUCCAGACUGCUGACUCGCUACCUCCCUGUAAGAAAAGACGACUUUGAUCUUCACGGCCAUAUUGAGGCAGCUGGACACAACCCAGACGCCUGCUUCCAUCUGGCCAUCACCGAUAAAACCUGUCGAGGAUUCCUGGUCAAAAUGGGAGGAAAGAUCAAGACGUGGAAGAAACGCUGGUUCGUGUUCGACCAGAAUCGCAGGACGUUCACAUAUUAUGCAGACAAACACGAGACCAAGAUGAAAGGAGUCAUUUACUUCCAAGCCAUAGAGGAGGUGUACUAUGACCAUUUGAAGAAUGCACACAAAAGCCCCAACCCCUCGCUGACCUUCAGUGUGAAGACCCACGAUCGGGUGUACUACAUGGUGGCUCCGUCUCCUGAGGCCAUGCGUAUCUGGAUGGAUGUUAUUGUAACGGGUGCUGAAGGACACAUGCACUUCAUGGUGUAACAGAUCUGGGUCCGCAGCAUGAACUUUACUAAACAUAAAACGGCUCACAGCAGCCUGCUCUAACAGCUAACACACACUGUGUGUAAAGCUGAGAUGGAUAUUCAUCAGGUCGACUCAAAAUUAGCUUCUGUUUACACUUGUAGCCUGCUAUACAUGAGCAUGACAACAAAUCAAGCUCAGAUGCACAUUUUAUAAUGUAAUCAUGUGUAAAACAAUCAAAUGAACUGAUAUACAGGUUCAUAAUUAAGCUAUUUACUUAUUUUUUUAUACUGUUUUUGUGCUGUGAGUGACUUAAGCAUUAUUGAAUCUCACAACAGAUAUUUUAUAACUUUCUUCUACCUUGUACAAACUCUCUGCUUGACAUAAACUCUUCUUGUUAUGUUUGACUUUUGUCCUAUUAAAAAUUAAUCAAGGAAGCUUCUAAAUGAUCAGAAACGCACUUCUAAACUGCGGUACACAAAUAUGCUCCUUCUCUACAGCAGUCAUCUGUAGCCUUUGGUAUAUUUUCAACUUGUGUACACCACCUCUGUUUCUUUCCCUUCUUCCAUUUCCAUUCUCUCUACUUCCAGCUAGAUUUCACAUUUUCAGUCAGACUGAAAUGUAUUUCCUUUGAAUGUCAGGCUGCAUCACAGCUUCCUUUUUUCAAGAUAAUCCUUUCUGUAUUUGUGGUUGCUGGAAUGCACAUUUUUAAUUUUAACUCAGAUUUAUUGCUUCUGUAUUGUCACUAAUGUUUAAAUGAAAUUAGUGUUACAUUUUUCACUCAGUCAUUGUGAUCGCUGCUGCCAGACUAUUCGCAUUAGCUGAUCUUUGAUCGUCUCUGUUUGCAUCACUUUCAUUCCAAUGAAAUUCAUUUUUCUUAACAUAUGCAAAUUUAAUACAUGAAGGAGAGAUGCUUGUUGGCACUUUUUUUUUCAAUUUAUUAUUAAUCAUUUGUAAUUGUUGGCAAAUAUUCUGCACAUAGAAAAUAAUCCACAUCACAAGGCCUGCCACAGUGCAGAUAGCUCCCUCUGUCUGUAGUGGAGGCCGGACAUGAUGAUGCCGUGUUGUGCAGCGGUGAUGCUGGAAGCUCCUACAUCACACGCAUGUUUCUUCUCACACUGAAGUAUGUCGUUAUGUUUUUCCACCAGCAGAUGUCCUCAGUGCAGAGUCAUUGCACUGGGAUGAUGUAAUGCUCUGCCUGGUCUACCCAUAGCUAUUUAUAUAAAUGAGCAGUUACUGAAAGCAAGAGCCUUACCCAUAUUUGCAAUACUUAAAUUAGUACAAUCAUACGCACGUGUAUAUCACCUAUGAGACUUGCUUUUUGGAAGCAAAUAGAAAUGACCAAGUUUAUAAUCUUGAAAUCAUUUUUGUAAUUUUGUUUUGAAUAUGUAUAAUUGAUCUGUAUGUUCUUUGACUCUUUGCAACAGUCUGACUGCAUUUGACAGUGAAAGAUCACUUCAAUACCCAUUGACCAGCUGCUGGUUUACAGACUGCAGGGCUCCGCUGUUUUGUCUGGUGCUGGUUGAGUGUUUGUUAACUCCUGCAGGGUGCAGCUCAGGCUGAAGAGCUGACAGUGUUACAGAUGAGUUGUUGCUUCUGUGAGGAGAAGUAUUAGUCAGAUGAACAUCUCGUCCUCAAGCUGCUGCACUGUGUGACGCAUAAAAGCCUUGAAACCAAACAAAUGACUGCAUUGCUAUAUAUUUUGAAUACAUUUAAUGUUUUAUAUUUUGUAUAUAAACAUAUUGUGAUUCUAGCUGACACUGUGGUACAGGUUUUUAUACUCAACAUGUGUCAUGAAUAAAUAAUUCUGAUUACGAAUCAUA